Molecule: messenger RNA, 3380 nt
Organism: Pogoniulus pusillus (Red-fronted tinkerbird)
Lineage: Eukaryota; Metazoa; Chordata; Aves; Piciformes; Lybiidae
Gene: TMCC2
Product: transmembrane and coiled-coil domain family 2
Exons: 5
Coding region: 130-2202 (690 amino acids)
Biological process (GO): amyloid precursor protein metabolic process
Cellular component (GO): endomembrane system
Source: RefSeq, a predicted model, not a curated record
ACGGCGGGGCAGGUGCUGGCGGGGCGGGGGCGCGGAGCCCGCGGACCCCGCAGCGACCGCCCGGGCGCCGUCCGCAGCCGCCACCGCGGCCGUAAGCGCCCCCGCCUCCCGGGGGUACCGCGUACCGUUAUGAAGCGGUGUCGGUCGGACGAGCUGCGGCAACCCGAAGAGGAUCCCGGUGCCGCGGGGGAACCGCCCGGCCCCGUCGCCAUGGAGGCCAAGUCCGGAGAGGGGGCGGCGGCUCCUGAAGCGGGCGUCGUCCCGCCGCCGCCACGCACCAAGCCCCCCGAUCUGAAGAAAAUCCAGCAGCUGUCCGAGGGUUCCAUGUUCGGCCACGGCCUCAAGCAUCUGUUCCACAGCCGCCGGCGGUCGCGGGAGAGGGAGCAGCAGAGCUCGCAGGACUCGCUGCCGCCGCCGCCGCCGCCGCACCACGGCGCCUCCGACCACGACUCCCCCGACGAGAAGGAGAGGUCCCCGGAGAUGCACCGAGUCUCCUACGCCGUGUCCUUGCACGACCUCCCCGCUCGCCCCACAGCCUUCAACCGGGUGCUGCAGCAGAUCCGCUCCCGGCCGUCCAUCAAGCGCGGCACCAGCCUGCACAGCGGCAGCCGUCGGGCCAAGAGCGGCUCCCUGGAGCCCCAGAAGGGAAGCCCCCACCUCAUCCGUAAGGCCCCCCAGGACAGCAGCCUCACGGCCAUCCUGCAUCAGCACCAGGGGCGCCCCAGGUCCUCCUCCACCACCGACACUGCCAUCCUGCUGGCCGAGAGCGGAGCUGUCUACCUGCUCACCGAGGACACCGAGGGCCUGGCCGAGAAGCUGGACAAGGGGGACGUGACCGCACUCAACCUACCCUCCGGCCCCACCGGGCAUGGCGACGCCGAUGGCACCAUCUGCCUGGACGUCCCCGAUGGCACCCCUGACCCUCACAGGACGAAAGCCGCCAUCGAGCACCUGCACCAGAAGAUCCUCAAGAUCACCGAGCAGAUCAAGAUCGAGCAGGAGGCUCGGGACGACAACGUGGCCGAGUACCUGAAGCUGGCCAACAACGCCGACAAGCAGCAGGCGUCGCGCAUCAAGCAGGUGUUCGAGAAGAAGAACCAGAAGUCAGCCCAGACCAUCGCCCAGCUGCACAAGAAGCUGGAGCACUACCACAAGAAGCUGAAGGAGAUCGAGCAGAACGGCCCCACCCGGCAGCCCAAGGACGUCUUCAGGGACAUGCACCAAGGCCUCAAGGACGUAGGGGCCAACGUCCGCUCCAGCAUCAGCGGCUUCGGCGGCGGCGUGGUGGAAGGGGUCAAAGGAGGCCUCUCGGGGCUGUCCCAGGCCACCCACACCGCGGUGGUCUCCAAGCCGCGGGAGUUCGCCAGCCUCAUCCGCAACAAGUUCGGCAGCGCGGACAACAUCGCCCACCUGAAGGACACGCUGGACGACGGGCACCCGGAGGAGGCUGCGCGGGCACUCAGCGGCAGCGCCACCCUGGUGUCCAGCCCCAAGUACGGCAGCGAUGACGAAUGCUCCAGCGCCACCUCCGGCUCGGCUGGGGGCAGCAACUCGGGGGCGGGAGCCGGCGGCUUGGGGAGUCCCAAGUCUAACACCCUGGACAGCCACCACAACAACUUCGACACCAUCCUGGAGGAGCUGCGGGAGAUCAAGGACAGCCAAUCGCACCUGGAGGACUCCAUGGAGGACCUGAAGGCUCAGCUGCAGAGGGACUACACCUACAUGACGCAGUGCUUGCAAGAGGAGCGCUACAGGUAUGAGCGCUUGGAGGAGCAGCUCAACGACCUCACUGAGCUGCACCAGAAUGAAAUGACCAACCUGAAGCAGGAGUUGGCCAGCAUGGAGGAGAAGGUGGCCUACCAGUCCUACGAGAGGGCACGGGACAUCCAGGAGGCGGUGGAGUCCUGUCUGACGCGGGUGACCAAGCUGGAGCUUCAGCAGCAGCAGCAGCAGGUGGUGCAGCUGGAAGGGGUGGAGAAUGCCAACGCCCGGGCACUGCUGGGCAAGUUCAUCAACGUCAUCCUGGCCCUGAUGGCCGUGCUGCUGGUCUUCGUCUCCACCAUCGCCAACUUCAUCACGCCGCUGAUGAAGACUCGCAUGCGCAUCCUCAGCACCGCCCUGCUCGUCCUCUUCCUCUUCUUCCUCUGGAAGCAUUGGGACUCCAUCAGCUACUUUCUGGAGCACGUCCUGCUCCCCAGCUGAUCUGCAGCCCGAGCCACUGCUGCCCACUUUGGGUUGCCCACAGAGGAGAGGUGGUUGCAAAGCCUUUGGGUUGGCUCUUCACGCUGCUUUGGUUGGGUUGCUUCCUCCCCAGCUCUCCCCGCCCCAGAGCACGGUGGUGUUGGGGCUGGCAUCAGUCUGUGCCCCCCUGGGAUGUUUGGGAUGGGCAGGAUGGGGAAGGAGGAGGAGGAGUUUGGGUUAUUCAGGGGGCUCUGAGGUGGUUUUUUUUUCCCCUAGGAGUUUUUUGGAUGGUUUUCUAAAUGUCAUCCUGUUCUGGAAGUCUGUGGGAAAGAAGCCUUCUGCAGAGAGGUCUGCUGGUGGUGGUGAGAAGGAUUGAGCUGGACCAAACCUGGCUUCAAGAGAACUUUCUGGAGAGAGAGGGAGGAAGGGUUAGUUGGGGCUGGGGUUUGCCUUUUAUCCUUGAAGACCAAACUGGCAAAGAAACCCUCAGUCCCAGGAUAGAGUCGGAAGCAAAGCAGGUGGCAAAGAAGAAAGUGGGUCCAAAGCAAAGACAGCAGGAGGUGCACAUCCCACCAGCCUCUCCCAACCCCACCACAGCCCAGGCAGGACAGAGCAGGGCUGUGACACCAUCCCUGUGCCCCUACAGAGUCAGGACAAUGAAGCUGGGCAGACAGAGGGGACCCAACGCUGGAGACAGAUCCAGCCCAAGCAACAUCUCCUCAGCUGCAUUCCCUUCAUUGAUUGAUUCUCUCUCCUUCAGCUUUGAUCUGAUCUCUUCAGGGACACUUGGACUUGCCAGCAUCACACCUGCAGGCCUGACAGCCUCUGCACCAUGUCAUGUGUGUGUGUGUGUGUGUGUGUGGUUUUUAAUUUGACCCCCAGACUCUCUUCCCAUUUGUGAAUCAAAGUUGGUAGGACUGGGGAGGGGGAGGAAGGUAAGGAGCUGCCUUCUUCCCACCUCAGCCAGCCCUGCCCAAGAGCACAGCAUGCUGUCUCAGAUGGUUCUUAAAUGAUUUCCUACCUAUAUAUUUAUGUACUAUAGCUCUGCACACACACAAUAGAGAUAUAAAUAUAUAUAUAUAUAUAUAUAUAUAAAAGAAGUAUAUGCACAGGCAGAUCCUCCUCUGGUGCAGAUGCUGCUGCUCCACCACCCCCCUCAGAGGUCCUCAAUCAAUUUGCCUCAGAAUUUGGCCCUUUAA